This is a messenger RNA of Olea europaea var. sylvestris, 552 nucleotides long. RefSeq lists its product as uncharacterized. Bases 1 to 552 code for a protein of 183 amino acids. The record is from RefSeq and is a predicted model, not a curated record. NCBI's taxonomy places the organism in Eukaryota, Viridiplantae, Streptophyta, Magnoliopsida, Lamiales, Oleaceae. The transcript has a single exon.
AUGGAGAUCAAGGAUAUGAAGGAACUCAAAUGGCCUGUCAGAAUGAGGUCACCACCCGAAUCCAAGGACAUGAACAAGUACUGUGAGUUCCAUCGGGAUCAUGGGCAUACCACGGAGAACUGUAAGGCCUUGCAACGGGAGAUUGAAGCCCUUAUUAAAAGAGGACUCCUGAGUUCCUACGUCGGUAAUGACAAAUGCUCGAGGAAUGAUCUUGGCAGGGAAAAAGCCCCUGAGGCAAAAAGGGAUGGUCAACCCACUGCUGGAACCAUCAAUAUCAUCAUUGGAGGUAUUGCCUCGGGAGGAGACUCCAACAGUGGAAGAAAACAAUAUGCCCGACAAUAUGCCUUGGCCUCUGGGAUGCCUCAUGGAAAGCUUGAGGAUAUUAUUUUUGGGACCGGGGGCUUAGAAGGUGUAUCACUUCCACAUGAUGACGCCUUGGUAAUCUCAGGGAUUGUGGCCAAUUUUGAAGUAAAGAGAAUCUUGGUUGACAAUGGGAGUGCGGCCAAUAUACUUUCACAAGAAGCUUUGGCCAAAAUGGAAAUCUCAUCUUAG